This is a messenger RNA of Rhipicephalus sanguineus (brown dog tick), 864 nucleotides long. Its product is annotated as tetraspanin-33. Gene Ontology annotation, cellular component: membrane. The record is from RefSeq and is a predicted model, not a curated record. The transcript is spliced from 3 exons. NCBI's taxonomy places the organism in Eukaryota, Metazoa, Arthropoda, Arachnida, Ixodida, Ixodidae. The coding region runs from base 1 to 864 and encodes 287 amino acids.
AUGAAAAAGGACGAUGCGCACCGGGAAGAGGCCGAUCUCUCAGCUGAAGGUCAAGGAGAGCGCCACAGCCGUGGCCAACGGGCAAAACGCGGCCGCAAAGCAUCGUCCACGGGCGGUCAGACAACGCUGAACGGUGAUCAGCCCGCCUCGCCAAGCAGCGACGGUGAUCCUGCGCCCACCGGCGCUGAAAUUGGGCAGAUGAGGGGUGCACCCGUGCAUCAGGAUGGCGAACCCGAGCUGAGCGACGAGCAAGGCAGCGGAGGCCUUUCACCCGCGCAACCGAAGAAGCCGGGCGAGCCUCCACACGUAGACACACAAGAAGCCACUGAGGACACCAUCCUGCUCGACGUCAAUCCCAUGGUGCGUUACCCAUUGCUGCUGUUCAACCUAUUCCUGUGGCUCGUGGGAGCGAUGCUGAUCUGCGUGUCCUCGUUCCUCUACGUGACUGCUGUAAACACGGCCGACGACUCAGCCAUUCUCAUGCGCCUGGAUCUGGUCGGAGUGCUCAUCCGGCGCCUGGAGACCGUGGUGUUCCUGGCGGGCAUGUCACUUUUCAUCGUUUCAUUCUGCGGCUGCGUGGGUGCGCUGCGGGAGAACAGCUUCUUGCUCAAGCUCUACUCUCUCGCCCUCACCGUGCUCAUCAUAAUCAACAUGCUGCUCGGCCUCGUGGUAUUAUUUAUGCCUGGAAGCGUAAAGAAGGUGAUCAAGGAGUCGCUGUCCGAGUCAUUGGUCAUCCACUACCGCGACACUGAGGAUACGGAAAACGUCGUAGACGCCCUUCAGCGCCAGCUGCGUUGCUGCGGAAUGACGAGCAAAAGCUUCAGGGAUUGGAACAACAACAUGUUAGUACCAAGGGCCAUUUAA